Messenger RNA from Mycotypha africana, 1941 nucleotides. RefSeq lists its product as uncharacterized. The record is from RefSeq and is a predicted model, not a curated record. The transcript has 5 exons. Bases 455 to 1810 code for a protein of 451 amino acids. Lineage: Eukaryota; Fungi; Mucoromycota; Mucoromycetes; Mucorales; Mycotyphaceae. Gene Ontology annotation, biological process: mitotic cell cycle.
GUAUAAAUUAGCCAGCUAAAUCUUUGAUAAAGAAUCAAUUUUAAAGCUAUUAUCCAUUUUUUCAGUUUUACUGGACUUUUUUCAUACAAUAUCUUAUUCUAAAAUACUUGCUUUGAUACAAAAAGAAACCAUUAAGCUUUAUUGUUGUUCAGAAAGAUUAUGAAUUGAGUUUAUUGUUGAAAUGAUGCUUGCUAGGCCAAACAAUGAUGUAUUUUCUGUUUCAAACGAUGAACUGGAGCAUAGAAGGUACUGUAAAAGCAUAGAAAUCGCUUUAAAGAAUAGAGGCCGAUCAAAAAAGAAAGCUGUAAUUAAUGCGUCGCCAACACGUCAAAUCUAAUUCGCUAUUGGCGUGACAGCGCAGGGCAAUUGAAGAAGUCUGUUUUUUCUUUUCUCCUUUUUUUUGUGGUAGCAGACAACGAGAAAAGCUUUAUUCUUUGCUUCUUUUUUCAAAGGAAUGGUUUUGGCACCUUCUAUUAAUGAUAAUCGUUCAAGUGCACCAAGAAACAACGGUAACGGUACGGCACCGAGAAUAAGGCGACAAUCAGGUAUCAGUGAUUUUUUCGCCAAAUCAAAACCCACAUCUGUGGUUCAACAUCACAGGCAUCCAUCAGAGAGCUCUUCCACUAGACUCCAUACAGCAACUAUGCAGCAGCGGCAAAGAAGAGAAAGGGAGCCAUCAUUUAGAGGGCCAUCCUUGCACGUUAGGCAGCAAUCAACAAAUAAUAACAUUAGUAUGACAGCAUCUGGGAAACAGAUUGACCAUCGUACACGUGUAAAAAGAGAAUCAACACCUGUGGGAGCUUCGAAUGUACUCAGUCCAGUGCAAGAGAAUAAAAUUUUGAGCGGUGUAGUCGCUUGUUUAGAUGUUAGGACCGAUGAUGGUGACGACGUUUCACUUAAUUUUGAGCGAGCUUUGCAUUCCAUGGGCGCGAAGACUCGUCGAACAUUUAGCGAUUCUGUGACACACUUGGUUUACAAAAAUGGUUCAGCAGCAACAUUAAAGAAGGCUAUGAGCAAGGAUGUAUUUAUUGUUAAUUUGUUGUGGGUUUCCAGAUGUAAAAGAGAAGGCAAGCGAUUACCAGAAGCGGAUUUUUUGAUUGAAAAACCACAAGGAUUGGUUUUAACUGGAACGAAAAAGAGAAAAUCGAUGGAGCCAGGAAAAGUGAAGCCGCUGAAUGAUGUGGAACCAACUCCAUCUACCUCGAGCGAUGGAUCAGUAGAUGAUGGAUUGAUUACAGAGAGAAUUGAAGAUUUAGAGCCGAGAAGGAGAACAAUAGCCACCACUAGCUGGAGAGUUAAAGAUUUCAAAAGAUCGAACGAAAGCGAGUUAAGAAAGAGAGAAAUAGCAGCACUAGCGAGCGACGAAGAAGAUGAAAAGGAAAGAUUGGCUCCAGCAAGGUUUUCAUUACCGGCCUCGGUUGAAUCGAUCGCAGAUAGACAUUCAUAUAAAAGACCUAAGCCUGCACCAGCCAGCGAUACAGUGAUCCCCGUCCAUCCACCUAGUGUGCAAAUGAAAGAACAGAUUAAAGCACGUUUCUCAAUAGGACAAGCUCGUGACAGUAAUCCAGAUGACAGUAGCAAGGCUGAUCUUGAUGCAUCUAGACUGUCUCUGAAUUCCCCUCCUAUUUCGAACGUCUCUACACCAAUUAAAAGGAAACGAAGACUAACUGGAUCCCUACCUAAACCGCUUGCUCAUAACAUUACAACUUCUACUAAAACUCAUACUGAUAUUGGAACCGUCAACAAUAAUGACAGUAAAACUAAUAGCAACAGUACUAACGUUCAUUUGAUACCACAGUUUAAAAUAUAGAAUAUAAUCAUAAGUCAACACCCGCAAGAAGAAGCUGUACGAGCAAUAGCCUCUUUAUUCUAUUCACACAUUGAUAUUAACAUUUCUUUUAUCUCUCGUAUACCCGUUGUAUUUAUCGCAGUUCCAUGACC